Messenger RNA from Trifolium pratense (red clover), 2182 nucleotides. RefSeq names its product chitin elicitor receptor kinase 1-like. The coding region runs from base 137 to 2035 and encodes 632 amino acids. The record is from RefSeq and is a predicted model, not a curated record. The transcript has 11 exons. Gene Ontology annotation, biological process: innate immune response; protein phosphorylation. NCBI's taxonomy places the organism in Eukaryota, Viridiplantae, Streptophyta, Magnoliopsida, Fabales, Fabaceae. Gene Ontology annotation, molecular function: ATP binding; transmembrane receptor protein kinase activity.
UUUACUUUUUCAUAUUAUAUAAAGGCAUAAAGUAAACUGAAUAUAUAGUUGAAGUUUUGUCCCUUUUCAAAGCUUAAGAUAGUUUUUCAAAGGUCAAAGGCAAAGUUUUUCAAAGGGAAAAGGCAACUUGGAUGUGAUGUGGGUCCAUUUCCAGACCAACAUGGCAAGUUAUCAACAUGAUUGUCCAUGUAUUAUUCAUAACACCCAAUUUCUUAUUCUGUGUUCCUAUUGUACAAUCAUGAAACCAAUCAAAUUCAGAUUAUUACUUCUACUCUUGUUACUGGCCUUUACUGCAGAAUCAUACUGCACCAAAACUUGUGACGUAGCUUUAGCUUCCUACAAUAUACAAAUAGGUUCAAACUUAACAUAUAUUUCAUCCAUCAUGAUAUCCAAGGUUGUUUCAGAACCUGAAGAUAUUUUCAGCUACAACAAGGACACAUUACAAAGCCCAAAUAGUCUCCUAGGCGAUUCGAGAGUGAAUGUUCCCUUCACUUGUGAUUGCAUCAAUAAUGAGUUUCUUGGUCACACUUUUCUAUAUGAGCUUCACCAAGGAGAUACCUAUGCUUCAAUUGCUGCAUUCACUUUUAGCAAUUUGACUAAUGAGGAGGGGAUGCAAAGAUUCAACGUUUAUAGUCCAGAUAAUAUUCCUGUUGAUGGAACUCUUAAUGUUACUGUUAACUGUUCAUGUGGGAAUAGAGAGGUUUCUAAGGAUUAUGGUUUGUUCAUCACAUACCCUCUUACUUCUAAGGACACUUUGGAGUCUAUUGCAAAGGAUACCAAACUUGAUGCUGAGUUGCUUCAGAGGUACAACCCUGGCGUGAAUUUCAGCCAAGGAACUGGUCUUGUUUUUAUUCCAGGAAAAGACAUAAAUGGAAGUUAUUUGCCCUUUCACUCCAAUACAGUAGGAAGCGGAGCUAUUGCCGGAAUAUCUGUUGGAGUACUAGCAGGGAUUUUACUAUCGUCGUUUGGUGUGUAUGUUAAAUAUUACCUAAAGAAGAAAGCAUGGAAGAAAAAUUUGACCUUAGAUGAUUCCAAGAUGAUGAACUCAGCUCAAAUUGGUACCGAAAUCACAGGCCUUUUGGUGGAAAAAUCACAAGAGUUUUCAUACAAAGAACUUUCCAUUGCCACAAAUAAGUUCAGCAUGUCUAAUAAAAUCGGUGAAGGCGGUUUUGGAGAAGUCUUCUAUGCAGAGCUGAGAGGCCAGAAAGCCGCAAUCAAGAAGAUGAGGAUGAAAGCAUCCAAGGAAUUUUGUGCUGAAUUGAAAGUCUUAACUUGUGUUCAUCACUUGAACCUAGUAGGUUUGAUUGGAUAUUGUGUUGAAGGUUUUCUCUUCCUUGUCUAUGAAUACAUUGACAAUGGAAACUUAAGUCAAAAUCUCCGCGAUUCAGAAAGAGAAUCUUUGACGUGGUCUACAAGGAUGCAAAUCGCGCUGGAUUCAGCUAGAGCUCUUGAAUAUAUUCAUGAACAUACCGUACAUGGAUAUAUCCAUCGCGACAUAAAGUCAGAAAAUAUUUUACUAGACAAAAGGUUUCGUGCAAAGGUUACAGAUUUUGGAUUAUCCAAGUUUGCUGACGUUGAAAAUUCAACUUCAUCUAAUAAGAUCGUGCAGGGUACAUUCGGUUACAUGCCACCAGAAUACGCGCGUGGUGGUGUUGCUCCUUCUCCAAAAAUCGAUGUCUAUGCCUUUGGAGUUGUUCUAUAUGAACUUAUUUCUGCUAAACAAGCUGUAAUCCGUGAUGGACCUGAAGUAAAAGGCCUUGUAGCUUUGUUUGAUGAAGUGUUUGAUCAUGAAACAAAUCCGACAGAAGCUCUGAAAAAUCUGGUGGAUCCUAGACUUGGAGAUAACUACUCAGUUGAUUCAGUUUGCAAUAUAGCAAAACUAGCCAAAGCAUGUACAAUGAAGGAUCCACAAUUUCGUCCAAGCAUGAGAUCUGUUGUGGUUGCUCUUACGACACUAACUUCUACUACUGAGGAUUGGAAUGUUUCAUCUUUUUUUGAAAAUCCAGCUUUUGUAAAUUUAAUGUCCGGAAAAUAGUAGUACACGAUUAAAUGAUGUUGCAGUCAUCUCACCAUUUAACUGUUUUGUUGCCAAAAUCGUAGUACAUUUAUAAUUAGGAACACGAGUAAAAUGUCAAAUUGUCUAGUUGUAUUCUAAUGAGCUUUGACUGAUUCCGAUUCCUCC